AUGUGGUUUCCUGGUAUUUGUAAUGGAACUAUUCCUGAAUGGCGGUUGAAUGAGAUGAUCCGUCAAAUCCUUACGCCAUACUACUAUUCCAGCCAGGACCAUGAGUACCCUACAAUAGACCCAUCCUCUUACGCGGUGACCGCAGCAACCUACGGUAUCCUUCCUGCUGGUGAGGUCACACCAGCGGGUCGAGAUGUUCGGGGUAACCACUCUUUGUUGAUCCGCAAAAUAGGCUCGGCAGGUACUGUGUUAUUGAAAAAUAAGGACAAAACACUUCCAAUUCGGCCAGCCUGGGUCAUUGGAGUCUUCGGUAACGAUGCCCCAGACAUCAAUGGAGGUCUUCUUCCCGAACAACAACUACGGGCCUAA
Molecule: messenger RNA, 369 nt
Organism: Aspergillus fumigatus Af293
Lineage: Eukaryota; Fungi; Ascomycota; Eurotiomycetes; Eurotiales; Aspergillaceae
Product: putative beta-glucosidase
Biological process (GO): glucan catabolic process
Molecular function (GO): beta-glucosidase activity
Source: RefSeq, a predicted model, not a curated record